Molecule: messenger RNA, 136 nt
Organism: Entrophospora candida
Lineage: Eukaryota; Fungi; Glomeromycota; Glomeromycetes; Entrophosporales; Entrophosporaceae
Source: the annotation of a GenBank genome assembly
AUCAUCUCUGUUUGUAUCUAAAUUAAGUGCAACAUUUGGUACAGCAUGUGCAAUAUUAAGUGUAACAUUUGAUAUAACGGAAGGAAUUUUGAGUUGUGAAGUUGGUGUAUUAAUAGUGAGUUUAGAAGUUGAAUAG